AUGCGGGCGGCCCCGGCGCUGCCGGCCAUGGCGGAGGAGCGGGAGCUGCAGGAGCGGCUGCGCGAGGCGGCGGCGCUCGGGGACGCCGACGAGGUGCGGCGGCUCGUGGAGCGCGGGGUGGACCUCAACUCCCAGAAUGACAUCAACGGCUGGACUUGCUUGCACUGGGCAUGCAAAAGAAACCACGCUCAGGUGGUGUCCUACCUGCUGCAUUCGGGGGCCGACAAGGAGAUUCUCACGAGGAAAGGAGAGCGGCCUGUCCAGCUAACGUCCAAGAGGGAGAUUCGGAAGAUGCUGGGAGUGGAAGAUGAUGAACUCCCAGACUCAACGAAAGAUUCAGCUUUGCCAAUCAUCCCGAAUUACCUGGCUAACCCACCCUUCCCCUAUGUUUAUAACACCAUGAGCGACAGUAUUGCAGGCGCCUCGGAGAACGGAAUCAUCUCACCCUCAGAGCUGCCAGACAGCGACUCCUCUUCCUCCUUUCCUCCUUUACUCCAAAACGCUGCCCCGGAGGUGGUUGGCAGCAGGUCGCCGCUGCCUGGCGGCUGCACCGCACCUCCGUGCCCCAAACCCGUCAGUCAGAAUGGCCCGAUGUACCAGGCACCUGCCUCUUGGAGCAGAAGUUCCCCUUCUCCCGUUGGAUCGAAGCCUGUGGUCCCUCCGCAGCAGAAUGGCUGCUGUCCUGGGCCCCUGCCCACAUUUCAGCCCGUCUUCUUCACGGGGGCUUUCCCACUUAGUAUGCAAGAACUGGUGCUUAAAGUUAGAAUUCAAAACCCUAGCCUUAGAGAAAACGACUUCAUUGAAAUUGAACUGGACAGACAAGAACUGACCUAUAAGGAACUGCUCCGAGUGAGUUGCUGUGAGCUGGGUGUUAACCCUGAACACGUGGAGAAGAUCAGGAAAUUGCCAAAUACAGUGCUAAGAAAGGACAAAGAUGUUGCAAGGCUGCAGGAUUUCCAAGAACUGGAGCUCGUUCUAACAGUAAGCGACAGAAACUUACUUUUCAGAGUUCCAAGUCUUUCUGAACGGAGUGGUUAUAACAAGAAAGCAUCCGAACUGACAUACUAAUUGCUUAAAGAAGAAUAAAACACAAUAUUUGUAUCUCUCAUUUUAAAAUGACGUAUUUGAAACAUUAUCUAUAAGGGCUAAUGACGUGGAAAAGAUCUAUUUUGUUAACCUUGACAGAAACUGAAGAUGUUAUGCACAGUUACAGCCUGUAUUUAAUAUAGGAGCAACUAGUCUGAUAUGAAAGUAGCUUAUGCAAAGAAAGUACUGAUAGAACAAUCUGUUAAUGCAGCACUCUCUUCCUUACAAAAAAGUAAACUUAAAAUACUGUAGAGUUAUAGAAGCUCUCAGGGAAAGGCUUAUUUUCAACUGCUUUAAUAAUUUGCUAUAACAUAGCAGAGAAAACUCAUGCUAAAGACUCUGCCACAAAACUCAUUUAAUAUUUGUAUUGACUCCAUUUCUAUUGACAUGUUCACCUUUCAGCUCAUGUAUUUUACAUCAUCUCUUAUGUAGUAGGAAAAAAUACAGAAGGGUUUAAAUCUGUGGAAGAAGCACAAAACUGUCUAGUUUUAAUAUUCCUAAGUGACUUAUUACCUAUGAUUUCCUAAUCCCUAUUUACCUGUUUCCCUUUUUCUCAGGUGGAAAACAAAAAAUUAUCUAAAAUAUGCUCUCAACCAAAAUCCUAAGUCCUUUUAUUGUUGUCUGUCAGCAUACAGUAUUGACAUGUGCAAUUUAAAAUACUAUUUUUGUUACUGUAUUGAAAACAGAUUUCUCCAAUGCUGCUUUAAUUUCCCCUUUUAUAGGACAAAUAUUAUAAAGUUCAACAUGUAGCGCUCCAUUCCAGAGAAAAAUCCAGUCUGGAAACUUCAAAAUUUCCCGUGAAAAAAGAAAAUGAGGGUUUUCUGGGCUGAUAUUAAAAUGUUAAUGUUUCUAUGCAGUGUAUUUCCUAUUUUCCCCCUCCUGGUGACUUGCAUUUACCUGUUAUUUACUGAAAAGUCACUUUUCCUGUUCCUGUUCAUAAAAAAAAUCAAAAUUAGACUACUUGGCUAUGAAACCCAAGAAUAAACAAAUUGAAAAUAUUAAUACAAUAUUAAGCUAGAUUUUAUUUCAUGUUUUAGGAUCUUAAUAUUUACAAAGUCAAUAGCUUUUGAAGAAGUGAUCUAGUCUGGUAACAUAACUGUUUAAGUACAUGCUAUGAAUCAGAUAACUGAAGUCCUAGAUGUAAGAGCCAAAAACAUCUCGACCUGGACUGAGUUUCCCUCUAUUUCUUUAUCUCCCUUGCGCCCCUCUUCCCCUUUAGUUUCUUUGGAAACUACAGCAACCAAAGGACUUUUGUCUUCUUGUUGUCUAAUGGUAUUUACAGCCCAUGGUAGCUGUAUGUUUGUGGACUAGUCAAUGAGAUUUGCAGGAAACAGGGAGCCACCAAAACCAGCAGGGAACUGCACCUUAAACUCUUAGCCCUCUUCGAGCAGAAAAUUAGACCUUCUUGGAACGGUGUUGGGUGUCCACCAGGGCCUUUUCUCCUUUCCUAGAGACUGCAGUAGGAGAAAACUGCUCCUUCCCCUGCAAUCAGGAGAGUUACCUGCAUUACAGCUAACAUAAGAGGAACCCACGAUUAUCUAUCCUCUCUUUCUCAUGCAGCGAGGAUUAUUUAUCCAGCUUCAGCAGGAGUGACUGAGUGCACAAGAGGGAGCCCUUUCCCAACCUGCCUUAGUCUGGUGCUUCCACGUUCACUGGGAAGCACAGAUCCAUGCAAGCACCCAGAUUUCUUAUGCAGCAAUUAACCAGAUCAAAUUUCUGUCUCCUUAUGAUGAGUAAAAACCUUUCAUCACAACCAAAUACCCCUUUUCCGAAGUGUGAGAGGGCAAAUGCAGUCGGAGUGGGUGGCAGUAUCUAUUUCUUAUACCAAAUUAGUGGUGGCAUAUUAACUGCAGAAUAAUGGAAUAAUAAGAUUUCCUAUUGCAUUGUUCCUGGUAUAUGGAAUAGGGAUGGUUCAGGCUUCAGCUGGCUAAAUGCCAGCU
Nothoprocta perdicaria is the source of this 3026-nucleotide messenger RNA. It is a transcript of the gene ANKRD40, whose product is annotated as ankyrin repeat domain 40. Gene Ontology annotation, molecular function: protein binding. Bases 1 to 1068 code for a protein of 355 amino acids. The record is from RefSeq and is a predicted model, not a curated record. The transcript is spliced from 5 exons. NCBI's taxonomy places the organism in Eukaryota, Metazoa, Chordata, Aves, Tinamiformes, Tinamidae.